Scutellospora calospora is the source of this 181-nucleotide messenger RNA. The record is from the annotation of a GenBank genome assembly. Lineage: Eukaryota; Fungi; Glomeromycota; Glomeromycetes; Diversisporales; Gigasporaceae.
AUGGAAGAAAUUGUUAGUUCUACUACUGCUCAAAUUCCCUCUAGCUUUGCUUUGCCACUUCCAACACAAGGUAAACGCUGGACAGGUUUUUAUCGUUCUAUAUUAAAAAAAGCAAAAAUAGAUAUAUCACAAAAAAAAACUAAAUAUAUUCAAAAAGUUAAAGAAAAAAGCCUUAUACCCC